Neocloeon triangulifer is the source of this 2360-nucleotide messenger RNA. RefSeq names its product leukocyte receptor cluster member 8 homolog. Bases 221 to 2269 code for a protein of 682 amino acids. Gene Ontology annotation, cellular component: nucleus. NCBI's taxonomy places the organism in Eukaryota, Metazoa, Arthropoda, Insecta, Ephemeroptera, Baetidae. The transcript is spliced from 8 exons. The record is from RefSeq and is a predicted model, not a curated record.
GCAUUCGCGCAGUGGUCAUGUUUGUUGUCGCCGUACGAAUUUCUCAAUUUCCGAUUGUCGCAGAAUUCUUCGUCUUUUCCGACCGAACUUUCGGCCGAGAUUUGUCUAAUUUUCCUCCUAAAAUCAUCCAGAUUGACAGAUAGUCGUAUCAUUUCGGUUUAUUUGCGGUUUUUUGGCUCGUUACGAGUUGUUUUGAGAGCAGGUUUGAGAUCGUCGCAACAUGGGCGAACCUCCCCCGAAUUCGAAUGGAUGGUUCUCCGGAUUCCAUCCUUUGCUCUACCCAGGGAGCCAACGUUUUCCAGGGCAAUACGGCCCUCCAAUGACGCCCCCUCCUGGCUACUAUCCCCCUAGCAGGCCCACAGGUUUUCAACCCUUCCGAAUAGGCGGUCCCGGUCCUCGAAGGCCCAACGAUCGGCCUCCAAUGCCCCCAAAUGACGAACCCACACCUCCGGGGGCCGAGAGUCCUCCACCUCUGCCCCCAGGCUCCCCUCCGUCUCCUAGCUCCAUUCCCGUACCCCCGCCGCCUACAGGGCCGCCUCCAGUAUGUCCUCCGCCCCCAAUGCCUCCGAUGAACUGCAUGCCUCCUGGCAACGCAGGUCCCUUUGGUACUCCGAUGCGUUUCAAUAUGGGGAAGAGAGCCGGUCUCGGCUUCCAGCAGCACCAAAAUCACAAUCAAAACCAACAACGGCAUCCGAACCAAUUUCAGAACAAUAUGAAUCAGCAAGGUGGUCGUGGUAAAAAGCGCAACAAAAGAGGUCGUCAGCAGCAGCAACCGAUGCAGUUCCAGAUGGGUGGCAAAUUGAACAAUCCGUACUUGCAGAGCCACUCGUUCACGCAGCCACCACCUCCACUACCUCCGAAUACUCCUCCUGUCUCCACUCCACCUCCACCACCUCCUGAAAAUAUUCCUACCCCUCCUCCUCCGCCAUCUCCUUCUAUCUCCCAUGUUUCAGAGAAAAAGGACGACGAUAUUGCUGCCAAGUGCGCUAUUCAAGAGUGGCCCAUAACUUUACAAAAUUAUGUGAUGCGAUGUUACUCAAUGUGUGACAGUAAAGAGGACCGGGACCGAGUCGACGUCUACUUGAAGCAAAUGCUCACUGCAAAAGCCAAGCAGGGCAGCAACGCCAUCCUGACUCACAACUGGAGCAGCGAACCGCUACCAGCUCACUUGGUGCGGCGGCGCAGACGUCGCUCGUCCUCGAGCAGUUCCAGGCGACGCCGCUCGAGCAGCUCCUCCUCGUCAACGUCAUCAUCGCCAAGUCCACACCGACCAAGUGGCCCUCAGGCCAAGAAGGCGAGAGGUGGCGCGGCCAGGGGGAGAGGCAGGGGUGGCGUUACUGGCAGACUCGGACAGCGGCGCGGAGGAGGCCAAUUUGGUGCUCCUGCACCGCAAGUCAAUGCUGCGCAACUCCAGCGCCGGGCUGCUCGCUUCCAGGAACAUUUGCGUGUUGAGGCUCCAAAGCCCACCCAACUUCAGUUCAACGAAGAAAAUACUGAUUGGAGCACGAUGCACAUUGUGGGCACAUGUCAGAACAUAGAAAAGCCCUAUCUACGGUUGACAAAGGCGCCAGAGCCUUCUGCUGUGCGCCCUGUCGAAGUGCUGCGUCGCUCUCUUGAAUGGGUGAAGAGGCAGUGGAUCGUGAAGCACGACUACCAUUAUGCAUGUGAGCAGUUCAAGUCGAUCCGCCAAGAUUUAACUGUGCAAGGAGAGCGAGGCCCUUUUACCGUUCUCGUAUACGAAACGCACGCCAGGGUCGCCCUGGAGAGUAAAGACCCUGAAGAGUUCAAUCAGUGUCAGACGCAGUUGCGUAUGCUGUACAGUGAUUGUGGCGGCAGGAAUGAAAAUGAAUUCACUGCCUACCUCUUGCUCUAUUAUGUCUUCACCAAAAAUACUCUAGAUUUAACCACAACUUUGGCUAGGCUCACUGCUGAAGAGAAAAAGACGGAGGCAAUGUCUCACGCUAUUCACGUGUAUAAGGCAUGGUUGGAGUCGGACUAUAACAAAAUGUUCAAACUUUACCGAACAGCUCCUUUGAUGUCUGGGUAUUUAAUGGAUUGGUUCUCGGAAAGGGAGAGAAAGGUCGCAGUCAAAAUUCUAAUCAAAGCGUAUCGCCAAGCACUGCCCGUGUCUUUUGUGGUUUCGCAGUUGGCUUUUGAGUCUGAGGAAGAGUGGUUUACGUUUUCACAGCCGUUUCCCAUAGUUUACACUAAUGAUGCCCGAACACACAUAGACUGCAAGGCUAGCAUGCCUGCCAUAGCGGCUCUUUAAAUCUGUGAUCCCUCCACUAAAACCUGCCCAUCUGUUAUUGUUUAGUUGGAUUGCUUAAUUAUUAAUAAAUAUUCAUUUUUCAGGUAUUCAA